CAACUAUGGAAGACCUUAUUUAUGUGGACGAGCUAGAGUUUGAUGAUGAAGAAGACACAAUGGUGCUCUCUCAAUCUCAAAGAAAGAUCAUUUGGGAGGAAAAACAGAGGAAUUUUGAUAUAAAUUCAGUCCUCCAACAAUUUUCUUUGAAGAAAGAGCUAUUCAUUAUCCAUAAAGAAGAAGACAUACAUAAUUUCUAUGAUAUAGAAGAUAAGAUACUAGGAGAAGGUUCUUUUGGGGUCGUCCGGAGAGGUGCUGAUAAGGACACAGGUGAAAUCAGGGCGAUAUAAAAUCCAUCAAAAAGUCCAGGAUCAGGAGCAAGACUAGGCUUCUGAAUGAGCUCAGCACAUUAAAGACAUUAGAUCAUCCUAACAUUGUGAAAUUAUUUGAAGUCUAUGAAGACAGUGAAAGUAUCCAUUUAGUCAUGGAAUAUUGCUCUGGAGGUGAACUUUUUGAUCAGAUUUUGGGUCAAUAGAAACUCUUGAUGAGCAUAAAACUUGUGGUAUAAUC
Moneuplotes crassus is the source of this 510-nucleotide messenger RNA. The record is from the annotation of a GenBank genome assembly. NCBI's taxonomy places the organism in Eukaryota, Ciliophora, Spirotrichea, Euplotida, Euplotidae.